This is a messenger RNA of Chenopodium quinoa (quinoa), 1194 nucleotides long. Its product is annotated as inositol monophosphatase. Gene Ontology annotation, biological process: phosphatidylinositol phosphate biosynthetic process; signal transduction; inositol metabolic process. The transcript is spliced from 12 exons. Lineage: Eukaryota; Viridiplantae; Streptophyta; Magnoliopsida; Caryophyllales; Amaranthaceae. The record is from RefSeq and is a predicted model, not a curated record. Gene Ontology annotation, molecular function: inositol monophosphate 1-phosphatase activity. The coding region runs from base 157 to 969 and encodes 270 amino acids.
CAUGAUUGCCAAUUUGCCAUCCCGCUGUGUGAAACAAAACAAAGGGUGUAUAAAUAGAUCACUGGUCAGACACUAACACCAGAAGGAUCUAAAGCUCGCAGCAUCACUGCAUCGUCAUCACAUCGCCAUUCACAACUCCCUUGUAAAUUCAGAAAAAUGGCUACCAAUGAGCAACUUUCAAAGUUCCUUACGACUGCUGUUGAUGCUGCCAAGAAAGCUGGCGAAGUAAUUCGGAAAGGAUUUUAUCAAACCAAAAAUGUGGAGCACAAAGGCCAGGUGGAUUUGGUGACUGAAACUGACAAGGCAUGCGAAGAGCUUGUCUUCAAUCAUCUCAAGCAAUUUUACCCUGAUCAUAAGUUCAUUGGUGAAGAAACUACAGCUGCCUAUGGUGCUACAGAGCUGACAGAUGAUCCUACAUGGAUCGUUGAUCCACUUGACGGGACAACUAACUUUGUGCAUGGGUUCCCAUUCGUGUGUGUCUCUAUUGGUCUCACCAUUGGAAAAGUCCCAACUGUCGGUGUCGUAUAUAAUCCAAUUAUGAAUGAGCUUUUCACCGGUGUCCGAGGGCAAGGGGCUUUUCUGAAUGGAAAACCCAUACAAGUUUCUUCGAAAGAUGAGCUUGUCAAUUGUCUCCUUGCUACGGAGACUGGUACAAAACGUGAUAAAGCCACUGUUGAUGCCACAACAAAUCGAAUUAAUUCAUUGCUUUUCAAGGUGAGAUCUGUAAGAAUGUCAGGCUCCUGUGCACUGAACUUAUGCGGUAUAGCUUGCGGAAGACUUGAUCUAUUUUAUGAAUCUGGAUAUGGGGGUGCAUGGGAUGUGGCAGCUGGUAUUGUAAUUGUUGAAGAGGCUGGAGGCCGUGUUUUUGAUCCGUCUGGUAAAGAUUAUGAUAUAACAGUCACGCGAAUAGCUGCUUCAAACCCACUUAUUAAGGAUUCAUUUACUGAGGCUUUCCGACAAGUUGAAUGAGAGAACAAGCUAGCAAAACAUGAACAAUACAUUUAUUCUACAAACUUGGUGUCGCACCUUUCUGUCAACACCGGCAUUUGGUAUGGUCAUUUUUUCCGUUUGAGCAUUUGAUAACUGUUAUUUCUUAUUGUUUACAGUCCAAUUUCUAAUCAAUGUUCCUAAUGUAUUGAAACUGUUAAGAAUCCUAAAGAAAAGAGUGUGACAUACUUUAAAGCUCUUCGUCUC